Molecule: messenger RNA, 4055 nt
Organism: Schizosaccharomyces cryophilus OY26
Lineage: Eukaryota; Fungi; Ascomycota; Schizosaccharomycetes; Schizosaccharomycetales; Schizosaccharomycetaceae
Product: HAL protein kinase
Exons: 1
Coding region: 1140-3434 (764 amino acids)
Biological process (GO): protein phosphorylation
Molecular function (GO): ATP binding; protein kinase activity
Source: RefSeq, a predicted model, not a curated record
UAUCAUAACGUCAUUGUUUCGUUCGCAUAUUUAUUUCGCGGUUCGAUUUUCUGUUUUUUAACUUCCGUUUUUCAACUUUAUUUCUGUAUUCUCUUUCUGUCUGUCCUUCAUUUCCUCUUUAUUGCCUGUUUUCUACCUUCCUUUUCCUUACCGUACCUUACUUAACGCUACUCUUUCCUAGUUGGUUGCUUCCACCAAGAAGACGUCAACCCUAAUUAUCUGGUGUUUGCAUAAGAAUGCACUUUAAAACUACCAACACAUUUGUCGUCAGUGUUUUCCUUCCUUAUUGUUGAUUAUUGAGCCAUAAAUUGCUGAGAUCUUUGAAGGUUUGCCGUAUUUGUUGGACUUCUGGCAAAUUGAAACGCUGAAUUUGCUCUUCUUUUACGAUUUUCUUUUUCACUCCCGUUUCUUCAUCGCUUCUACCUUUUUGCUGAUUAGGCUUUCCUCGUGCUUUUUCGUGUUGCUUUUCUGUCGCUUGUUUUUCAAGGACUUAAGCAAUCUAUUGUAAAAGUAUAUAUAUAUAUCAACACGCAUAUACAUAUAUUGUAUAUUUGCGGCAUCUUUUUAUUCAUCUUUGGUGCAUGAAUAACACAAUCAUCUGUUUUUUAUUUGGAAACUUUACUCAAGCUUUCAGGAAUUAGUACAUUGGAUGUUGCUUAUCUAGCAGCGAAACCUCCAAAAGUUCUUAUUUACUCUAUCUUCCAGUCUACUUUUUUCCAAAGUCAGAUUUCGGUUUCUAUUUUCCUCUUGUUCUUUUCUCCUUAUUUUUGUUGUCUUCUCUUGAAUAAAUCUCUACAAACGUCUCUUGUCCUUGUCUGUUUUGUGUUUUCAAUUUGUUUGUUUUAUUUUUUUCCUGUUAAUUACUUACUCUUCCCGCAGUCCAAAGCAUCUCUGUUUUCUAUUUCUUUUUGAGCGGCAGCCUCUUGUUGAUUUUAGCUUGUCCUUUUGUUUUUUUUUUUCAUUUAGAAAUUUUAACCCCCAUUUCAUAAUAGAACGGUUAUAGCAUUUCCCAGAUUGCAUCCUUUUUUCUAGCUCUUCCUGCUCAACCCGUGCGUUAAUCUACUUUCUAUCAAGUCUUUUCCUUUGGAUAUUCUUGCUUAAUACUUGCUGUCUUUUUUUAUUUCUAUUAUUAGUUAUCAAUGUCUGGAGAUAAACCUUUGUCUGGUGGCUUGGGUAGCCAGGGAAGCGUUCCUGAACCUACCGAUGCUGAAUCCAUUUUGAACAGUCGAAAUCAAUCUAGCACCCCUGUACCUACGCCUUUGCGAAAAGGAUUCUCAAAAAUAAAAAAAAACAUUUUAAGUCGGAAAAACUCUGGUCAAAUGGGAUCAAGCUCGGUUGAUAAGCAAACUCCUCAAGAAACUCGCUACAACCAUACGACCGACUCUACGGCUCAUGUUCCACAAACUCCUCGUGAAUCUCCUCCCAACCAACCCUUAGAUACACAUCAGCAAACACAGAAUCCUGUCGGACCGGUCCCUGUGCAUGCUAACCCUUCUGGAAGCUCGCAACACCAAACUGGAAUGAAGUCUUUAUUUGAAAAGGCUAUUCAUCCUUCUAGGAGAAAAUCAUCGCAAAGCCCUUCGAAAGGUAUUGGCUCCUUCAUUAACCAGCAUAUUCUUCAUAAACACCCUUCCUCUCAUCCUUCUUCUCCUGAUCAGAAGACGCCCCAACCUUCCCAAGGUAUUCAGAAAAGUAGCUCUCAUCAUUAUGUGCAAACAAACACAAAAAACAGAAACAACACUCCUUCGACUGGUCAAGAGGUACCCAAACGUGCCAGCUCGGCCAUUCACACGAAACCGUCUAGAUCUCCACUUGGCUCCGCAGAAGAUACAAACAGGAUUUCUCAUUCCUCCGAGUUUCCCACACCUUCGAAACCUGUAGAUAUCCGUGGAAAUGGGAGAACCAGGCCAUCUACCUCUCGUGCUGGUGGUUUUUUUGACACUCCUCUGCAUGCUUCCCCUACCUCCAAUGCCUCCCCUGUCGGCACUCCUCGUUCUAAUUCUAAGAGCCCCUCUCAAUCCUCCGUUACUUCCAACGGUCAUCGCCCAGGUCCUGGGAAAUCACUCAUGCCCCGACAGAGAAACCCUUACGAUAAUACUUCUUAUGAAUCUUGGCCUCAUUCUCCCGAGUUCGACUGUUUUACUUAUGCUGUUAGCGGUAGCCUUAACAUGACACCACAAGGGACAGGUUUUGAAUGUAUUAAUCCUGCCAAUCCCUUUAGUCCCGGUUACAAGUCAGGGUCUGCUCCUGCAGAUUCUGAUAAUCAAGGUACUGGCAUGGGACAAACAAGUCAGGGGUCAAAUUAUAAGCUCGUAAAACCUGAAAGCAUUGAACACGUACCUAGGAAGUUACGAUCAAACUAUGUGCCACCUUAUGCCAAGCGCGUCGUUCCUCGUCUAAGCUCAAAGUAUGUUUUACUUGAUGAAAACAAAAAUAUCGGAAGUGGUGCUACUGCAGUUAUCCGUUGCGUAACCUUGAAAAACCCGAAAGAUAAUGAAAAGAAAUUAAAAUUUGCAAUUAAAGCAUAUCGUCGAAAGGCUGAUGAUGAAUCGGAAAGCUCUUAUAUUGCAAAAUUAACUUCUGAAUGGCUUGUGCAAUGUAGAAUGGAACAUCCUAAUGUUGUGAAAGCCUAUGAUCUUUGCCUAGAUUCUCAUAUAUUUCCUCUUUAUAGUGACACAUGGUGUAUUUUGAUGGAUUUUUGUCCCAGAGGUGAUUUGCUAAGCUUAAUUAGCGAUCGUCAUGACCGUCUGAACCGAAAAGAUUUUGAAUGUAUGAUUAAGCAAAUUUUACGAGGAGUCGCUUACAUCCAUUCUCAAGGAAUAGCGCAUCGAGAUUUAAAGCCUGAAAAUAUUUUAAUUACAAGUAAAGGUGCCCUUCGAAUUACUGAUUUUGGAGCUUGUGAUGUGUUAUGUGAUCCUGGCAACACAGAAAAGCUUCCUUCUGCAUUGUCCCAAAGUAACGGCGUAUUUGGAAGUGAUCCGUUCAUGGCACCUGAAAUUUUAACUCCUGGAUCUUACAAUGCAUUCUAUGCAGAUAUGUGGUCGUGCGCCAUUAUAUUACAUAACAUAUACUUCCGCACAUAUCCUUUCCGAAAAGCCGUUACGACCGAUCAGCUUUACAAUAAGUAUCUAAAGGCUUGGCGCGAGUAUAAUCUUAUAUGUGAUGUUCAAAAUAUUAGGGUUUCCAAGACUUUACCAUACUUAAAAUCUGUUUGCGAUUUGCCGGACCCUAUGCAGCGUCUUUUCUUUUGUUUAGCUAAUCCUGUUCCUGAACAAAGAAUGUUGGCUUUGGAGGCUCUAAGUAUGGACUACGUACAAAAAAUUGAAUGCUGCUGUUGUGAUGAACACGAGGUAACCACGCAUGAGCCUGAACAAUGUUUAAAAUGGAACGAUCCUCCGAUGUGCCAAACCUCUUCCUGUCAUAAUCACUAUUAAAUACCGUUAUACAUAAAACUGUAAAUAUUAGAGUUUAUGAGAUCUUCAUGCUCAUACUUUUUUUGUCUUGAAAAAUUUGACAUGCUUUUUCUUGUUGAAUUAGCACGUAUUCUAUAAAAGAAGGAAAAAAAUCACUUGCGGGCCUUUCAUGGAUCAAGAAGUCUAUAUUUGUUUUCUAAUCGUUUUUUGAAGCCAUUGUGAUUUUGCACAAGAGAAUACUGUUUACCUUUAUAGGUAGACUUUGGUCAAUAUUUUCAUUGAUUGAGGAAACAUACUGAGCAAUUUAUUGAAAAUAUCGUUUGCAAAUGAGAGGCUUUUAGUAUAGCUGGUUCCACGAACUCAAUUGGAGCCUAGUAAUAACAGUCUGCCUUCUUAUCCCUAUCAGGAAGAAUAGCAGCUCGUCCAUAACUAGCUACAAUAAAAUAAUGAAAACGUUUCUUGACUGUUUAAAUUAAUGUUACGAUUAUAUUGUAUAUGUGAUCAUGGGGUUCGAAAUGAAUUAUUGAUUUCCUUUUUACAAAAACCAGGUUGACUUGUUACAUUAUAUAUGAUUUUAUAAAUUUCUCAUCACCAACUAUAUUUCUUCUUUAUAUUCUAAUAUAAAAGUAUUCAUUUAGUCCA